This is a messenger RNA of Oncorhynchus kisutch (coho salmon), 815 nucleotides long. RefSeq names its product pro-opiomelanocortin A. Gene Ontology annotation, cellular component: extracellular region. The transcript is spliced from 2 exons. The record is from RefSeq and is a predicted model, not a curated record. Gene Ontology annotation, biological process: neuropeptide signaling pathway. Lineage: Eukaryota; Metazoa; Chordata; Actinopteri; Salmoniformes; Salmonidae. Gene Ontology annotation, molecular function: neuropeptide hormone activity.
AGAUGCUGUGUCCUGUGUGGCUAUUGGCUGUGGCCGUGGUGGGCGUGGUCAGAGGGGUGAAAGGUCAGUGCUGGGAGAACCCUCGCUGUCAUGACCUCAGCUCUGAGAACAGCAUCCUGGAGUGUAUCCAGCUCUGUCGUUCUGACCUCACCACCAAAUCUCCCAUCUUCCCCGUCAAGGUGCAUCUCCAACCCCCGUCCUCCUCCGACUCUGACUCUCCUCCCCUCUUCUUACCUCUGUCCCUCCUCUCCCCACCUCUGUCCCUCCUCUCCCCAUCCUCCCCCCUGUACCCCACGGAGCAGCAGAACAGUGUGUCCCCCCAGGCCAAGCGUUCCUACUCCAUGGAACACUUCCGCUGGGGGAAGCCUGUGGGCCGUAAGCGUCGGCCGGUGAAGGUCUACACUAACGGUGUGGAGGAGGAGUCCUCCGAGGCCUUUCCCAGCGAGAUGAGACGAGAGCUGGGCACCGACGACGCCAUGUACCCCUCCCUGGAGGCUGGGACUACGGAGGGGGGCGAGGCAGAGGGCAUGGAGGGGGUGUUUAGUCUUCAGGAGAAGAAAGACGGCUCGUACAAGAUGAACCACUUCCGCUGGAGCGGACCGCCUGCCAGUAAGCGCUAUGGAGGGUUCAUGAAAAGCUGGGACGAAUGUAGUCAGAAACCACUGCUCACGCUGUUCAAAAACGUCAUUAUCAAAGACGGACAGCAGAAGAGAGAGCAGUGAGGGAGGGAGGAAGGGGAAGAAAAGAGGGCAUUGGGGAGAGGAAAUACCAUUUCCAGGGUUGAGGGAGGAAGAGAAUGUCACUGUAGGACUUAG